AUGCCUCCAUCUGCCAUCGCCGCCGCGCUCAAAGCGCCUCUGGCCUUAACAGCGCAGGGGCCGCCUCCAGCGCCCAUACCCGGCUUGCAACAAUGUCGCCGCACAGGACCCACGUCCCCGGAUCCCUCCAUUGUGACAUCUUCGAUUGCUGCUAGGCCUACUGCAACCAGAAUAACAACCACAACCACGAGUGCGGCCACUGCAGUGCCCAGUAUGGCCAUCGCCACAUGUAGGACAGGGACUACACCGUUUCCAAUGAGCCUACAGGAGUGUUGUUGUAAGGUGAUCAUCCGCCACGUCAGCGUGUACAACUGCCUGGAGCUGCUGGCGGUUGUGAGGGGCCACCAGGCGCCCUCCCUGGAGGCCAUAGCGGCGGCGUGUGUACGGUACGCGGUUAACAGCUUUGAGAUGCUCCAGGGGCUGUGUAGCGAGGUGCAACUGCGGCAGGCGUUGUCGGACGAGGUGUACGACAAUUUGGUUUCGGCGCAGCAGGAGCGGCUACAGGCAGUGGCGGACAUGCGGCGAGUGGGUCGGGUGUUGGAUCGGCAACCGCUGCUGCUAGGGGAUGGGGGCCCUAGACAAGUACCCUCCGUGUCAGGUCGGUAUGUGUCGUACCCGCCCGAGGCGCUUCAGGCAGGGCUGUCCUGGCCCGAGGGUGUCCAGGCCCUAGACCGGGAGACGUGGCUGGCUGAAGAGGACUUCAAGCGAUUGUUCGAGGGAUUAGAGUGGGCGGAAUAUAGCAGGUUGCCGGAAUGGCGGAAGACGAGGCUUAAGCAGGCAGCGGGUCUGUUUUGA
Molecule: messenger RNA, 795 nt
Organism: Volvox carteri f. nagariensis
Lineage: Eukaryota; Viridiplantae; Chlorophyta; Chlorophyceae; Chlamydomonadales; Volvocaceae
Gene: vilA
Product: villin-like protein
Exons: 5
Coding region: 1-795 (264 amino acids)
Biological process (GO): cytoskeleton organization
Molecular function (GO): actin binding
Source: RefSeq, a predicted model, not a curated record